Corythoichthys intestinalis (scribbled pipefish) is the source of this 4268-nucleotide messenger RNA. RefSeq names its product lactamase, beta-like 1b (gene lactbl1b). Bases 217 to 2043 code for a protein of 608 amino acids. The record is from RefSeq and is a predicted model, not a curated record. The transcript is spliced from 8 exons. Lineage: Eukaryota; Metazoa; Chordata; Actinopteri; Syngnathiformes; Syngnathidae.
UACGAAGCGGGAGGUUUUAAAAACUAAGAAAAGUUUGUAGCCGAACGUACAUGGUAUUCAAGAUGGAAACACACUAUUCAUGGUGUUCUAUGCAGCUAUUUUGUCCUGUGUGGAGCAUUCUGUGCGGGAGUUUUGGAGUAACAGGUGCAGUAGUAAUAUAUUGGGAGCACUGAACACUGAAAAGCGGUCUGGAGACUGCCACUUCCUGGUUCUAAAAUGUGCCGCUUCAACCAUACCCUAAAACAGACAACACCUCCCGCUGCUCCUGCCGACGUCCCCCCGGAUCCUCCUCCUCCUGCACCCAGCGUCCAAUUCCAAGAAGUCAAAAAAAUCAAAAAAAUGAAGGUGAAAUGGACCCAAGUAGGUUUGGUGUUCUUUCUCUUGCUGUCCAUGGUGAUGACAGGAUGCUUCUUCUGGCAGUAUCAGCUUCCAAAGGUUCAGCCAGAUGAAGGACUGGGUGGCACUGCUAAAUCCGAGAUGAGGUGUCCCCGCUUCCCGGAGCCUAUUCCUCUGCAGCAUCCCAUUCCAAGUCUAAAAGAGGCACUUGAAAAGGUGGACGUUCUUCUCCGCCAGAGCAUCAAUCCUAUUAGCCUCCCGGCUCUUUCCGCCAUUGUCAUCCUGAACGACACCGUUUUAUGGACCGGCAAUUUCGGCAAAAGAAACAGCUCGGAUGCAUUCUCAGGACCUCCUAAUGAGUACACCAUCUACAGAAUCGCCAGCCUGUCCAAAAUCUUCCCAACGCUAAUGCUGUACCGACUGUGGGAGGAAGGCAAAAUCAGCUCUCUAGAUGACCCACUGGAGAAGUAUGUGGACAACUUCACCAUCAAGAACCCUAUGGGGAGGAUGCGUGACUCGGAACUAAAAUACGUGACGGACGGUCUGAUCUUUCUGGACAGCGGGGAAGUGCCAAUACGUUCCUCCUCGGUGACACUGCGUCGGAUGGCCAGUCAGCUCUCUGGCCUGCCCAGGAGACUCAGGGCAACAAACCUUCUCUGGAAAGGACAGACUCAGUCGGCAAUCAACCUUCUGCAGGAUGAUGUACUUGUUGCUGACCCAGGAACCAAAUGUCACUACAGCAAUCUCGCCUUCUCACUGCUAGCCCACGUGAUGUCCGAGCGUGUGGUCAACAUGGAUUACCAGCGUUGGGUCUCGGACAACAUCUUGGACCGCCUGGGCAUGGAGGACACGGGCUUUGACAUUACGCCGGGACUGCAGGGCCAGGUGGCCGUGGGUGUUUACUCCAACGGGAAGCCGGCCCCGCUCUACGACCUGGGCUGGUAUCGCCCGUCGGGCCAGAUGUUCUCCACGGCGGCGGACCUGGCCAAGCUGGCCAUGAUGCUGCUAGGCGCUUACCACCGCAAGCUUCUGGAUCCCGACUCCUUGAAGAUCAUGCUCACGCCGCUAUUCAGGUGCGACAAGGACUACUUCGCCAACCGCACCGGGACGCCUUGGGAGGUGAACGAACUGUUGGGCUACGAGAUGGUCCGCAAAGACGGCGACUUGGACGGCUAUUCGGCCACCUUCUCCCUGGUGCCGCGACUCAAACUCGGCCUGGUGGUGCUCAUGGCUGGAGGUCGGUCCCAAAAGCAGGACGUGGUGGCCAAAGCCUACCGUCACAUCAUCCCUGCUGUAGAAAAAGCCUUCAGGGAGGCCCGGAGGAUGCUCUCUGCACCUCCAAACCCAGAGGCCUACGUAGGCUUCUUCACCUACAGCAACAUCACCUUCUACGAAAUCAAAGCCGACACAGACGGCGUUCUCACCAUGCAGCAGUUCGGCCCUCAAAUCGAAGAGCUGAUCCCGCAAAAGUACCGGACCAUAAGGCUCAACUUUUUAGUUGAACGUGUCUUCAAGGUGGUCUUUGAAAAGGAGUACCCCUGCGUACUCAGGGUGGGCUCGGCUUCUGUUUCCCUGGAGGCGCAGGACGGUCAACUUUUCAACUUCUACGCGUAUGACAAACGAGGCUUGUCGCCUGGGUUUGACGCGCCCGGGCUGAACACAUAUAAUGUGGUCAGAAUAGCACGCAAGCCAUCCUUUUCCAGCUGAGUCGCAUCUAAAUUCAAGGCAUUUUGGCUUUUACAGGAACAGAUUUAAGGCAAUUACUUGGAAGAGGAGGUCACUACAUCUUGUCAUGCUGGUACAUCGUUUUGCCUCCUGCCUGCACAAGCUCUUUAUUAUUUUCUUCACAAUUUUUUAAAUCUUCUCUCCAUUCACCCUUUCAGGGUUCUGUGUAUUGUAGAGCUGCAACUAACAAUUAUUUUCAUGGGAUAAAUGCCACUUUUUUUCAAUUACCUUCACAAUUUACCUUGAAGUUGUUUUUGGCAUGUUGUAUGUUACAAUGAAGACAAAAUGGAUGACUAUUUCCUUCAAAAAUAAUAUUUUAUUACAGCUUCCUGACUUAAGGCAAGGCAAGGCAAAUUUAUUUAUAUAGCACAAUUCAACACAUGUCAAUUCAAAGUGCUUUACAUCACAUGAAGAUCAUAAAAAUCACAUUUAAAUCAAUACAACGUAAAAACCAGGACAAUCGUAAUAGGAAAUAAAAUUAUACAUAAGAAUCGCAUUUAAUCACAAAUAGAAUAAAAAUAAAUAAAUAAAAAUAAAACAAAAACUACUAAAUAAUAAUUGAAAUCAGCAAUGGAGAUAAGCACAAGAGGAAUACAAAGCAAGAAGAUUGAGAUAUAUAGACAGUUACUUAACUGUAAUCUACAACUGUAUCGAUUAUCAAACUCGUUGGCAACUAAUUUAAUUAAUCGAUUUAAUCGAUUAGUUGUUACAGCCUUAUCAAGAAGCUAGUUUAGACAGAUGUCUGACAGGUGGCAAAAACGUGAAUUGUUGUUUUCCAAAGUAAAAGAUUUUUGUUCAUGCCCUACUUUGACUUAUCAAAAAUAAAAUGAAGAAGCCUAAUAAUAUUUAUAACUGAGAAGUUAUAUGUAUGUUAUAAUUUCAAGAAUUUUUGAGAAGUUUUGGGUUAAUAAGGUCCUAAACGAUUAAUUGGUUAUCAAAAUAGUAGUCGAUUAAUUUGCUAAUCGGUCAGUUGUCGGAUAGCCCUUAUGUCUAUGGCAGCCAUGACUAAUCGACGAUUGAUUAUUAAAUUAAUAUAAGAAAUUAAUCAAAUAAAUUUAUUGUCAUUAAUUGUUUCGACACAUUGUUGACGUAAAAAUUGUCCAAAUCUUUUUUUUUUUUUUUUUUUUUUUUUUUUGUUUGUUUCUUAAAAUCAAAUAUUUCUUUUUCAUUUUCAUUUUUUGAUUUGAAUUACUGUAAUGCACUGUUUUUUAAAGGGAAAUAUAAGAGUGAGGAAUUGUAAAUAUUGUUUCAGUUGUUCUUUUUUUGUUGUUGUUGUUUUGUUGUUGUUUGUUUUAAUCAGAAGAAAACAAGUAUUUGCUUUUUUAUUUAUUAUUAUUAUUUAUUAUUAUUAUUUAUUCACAUUAUUCAUUAAACACAAAAAGUAAGAAAAGCAAGUGUUCUCUUACAUAUAUAUUUUUUAAUUAUUUAAAUAUUUUUAUAGAACAUUGAGAAAAUCAGUCAUUUUUUUCAUUUAUUUUAUUUAAUUUUGUUGUUGUUUUUUUUUUUUUUUUGUUUUGUUUUGUUUUUUUCUUUUGAGCUUUGAUUAAAAUUUCAUUUUAGUGGCAUUAUGAAAUGACAUGGCGAGCGGGUUCUGGCGCCCAAGCCUUGAGUUUGACACCUUUGUGUUUGUAGUUUAUAUCUUGAAUAUACCCAAAAUAUGAUCACAAUGCUGUUUUCUUACGAGCCAUUACACACAAGUCUACUCAGUGCUACUCAAAAUUAGUUGUAGAACCUUUAAAUUGUGUCCCUAUUGUGUUCCCUGCACAUUUUUUUUUUUUUUUCCUAAUUUUGUCUCAAAUAUUAUUUGGACGGUGUAAGGUCACAUUUGAGCACUUAGGUUUUGCUUGUCAUAAGCAGUUCAUUCCCUUUCUCAUUGGAACAGUGCUGUUAAAUUGCUCACUCACGAGAAAACUUUUUCCCCCAAACUGCAGUUAAGAGCAAAUCAAAGACAUUUUAUACUCAUUAGACUGCUCUAACGCUUAGUACAAUUUAUGCUUUAGUUUACUUAGAUGCCAUUAGCUUCCACUUGAAGCCUUUAAACAACCUGAAGUGAAGAAGGGUAAAAACCAAAAAAAAUCUGUUGGAGUGAGAUCUGGUGAUUGUAUUGGCCGUUCAACUAGCCCUGGUUGGAAUACAGAGAAAUAAAAUAUACAGUGGGGCAAAUAAGUAUUUAGUCAACCACUAAUUGUGCAAGUUCUCCCACUUGA